UGUCCGUAUCACGUUGCGUUUUGCAGAUUUACAUCUUGUAAUAAAAUCGGUAUCGGAUUUUCAUUUCGUUUUGUUGCAAAAAGUUUGAAAAAAAAAUCAAGUCGUGACCUCGUUCUUGUUAUCGUUGCAGCUGUUGGUACCUUAAAUUGUUAGCGAGAGAUAUCGGAGAAUCGUUGUGUCAUUUGAUUGUUGUUGCGAGAAAAAUAUAUAUUUUGUAACUUGUGACAUUGAGGCGAGAGAAAAGAAGAUGCUUGUGCGCGACUCCGGAUGAGAGUGGAUCAUCGCGACUGGACCGUUCGUCUUUCCUCUCAGUUGCAGCUAUUUAACUGUCAUGUGUGCAUCUCUUUAGGCAGAUAUAAUGGUGACGCUUUGCUAGGACUCGAUCGCCGCAGUGCCGAUUUCGUCUAUCAUACUUCCAAUCGAUAAGCAACAACACGUGGAGUAAAUAUAGCGGAGUCACAUCUUUGUCGGUCGAGAUGACGUGCGACGACAGCUGCUGUCAGGAUGAGGUCGAGACGUCAGCGUCGGCGGCUGUGGAGAGCGACAGGCACGAUAUUUCUAAGGUGGAUGAUCGCUGCUUUGACGACGGCAACAUGAGUUCGCGCACGGAACACACGCAGUUAAAGAUGCACCGUAGGAUGCCGUUGACGACGCUCCUGCUCGUGCUGAUCCUAGCGGCGGGCGUGCUGGCGGGAAGCGAGGCGGCCUUCUGCCCGAACGGGUGUGACUGCGACGACGAGACCCUCGUGGUGUCGUGCAUCAACGCGAAACUCGACGUGAUCCCCAUCGCUCUGAACCCGAGCAUCCAGCGCAUCGUCCUGCGCGAGAACCAAAUCAAAAUUGUCGACGCGGCCUUCCAGUUCUACGGCGACUUGCGCAACGUCGACCUCUCGUUCAACCACCUCGUGACCAUACCCGACCGCAGCUUCGACGCCCAGAAGCAGCUGGUCGAGCUGCACCUCAAGCAAAACAAAAUCUCGGCCGUCACAGACAAGACCUUCUUUGGCCUCCAGUCCCUCACGGUCCUCAACUUGCGCAGCAACUACCUCGAGACCCUCACCAACGGGCUGUUCGCCUCGCUCGAGAAGCUCGAGGAACUCGACCUCGGCCGCAACCGGAUAUCCAACGUAGAGCCCGGCGCCUUCCAAAAGCUCGGCUCCCUGCGCGUCCUCUACCUCGACGACAAUCAACUGCAGAGCAUACCCUCCGCGGCCCUGGCGCCCCUCAACGCCCUCGCCGAGCUACACGUUGGCCUGAACGCCUUCUCCUCCCUGCCCGACGACGCGUUCAAGGGCCUCGAGCGACUUGCCGUCCUCGACAUAACGGCCGCUGGCCUGGACAACGUCAGCGACGACGCCUUCCGCGGCCUCGGCGCCCUCAAGAGCCUCAAGCUCAACGCCAACAAGCUGCGCGAGGUGCCCACCCGGCAGCUGUCGGCCCUCACCCGGCUCGAGGAGCUCACCCUCGGCCAGAACUUUUUCACGUCCGUGAGGUCGGGGGCGUUCCGGGGCCUGGCCAACCUUAAGAAGCUCGAGAUAUCGGGCGCCACCCUCCUCGGGACGAUCAAGCGGGGCGCCUUCUCGGACAACGGGAACCUCGAGACCCUCGUCCUGAGCAACAACAAGCGGCUCUCGGUCCUGGAGGACGGGGCCCUGGCCGGUCUGCCUAACCUACGCCACCUCAUGCUGCGCGACAACGACUUUGCCAGCUUCAGCGAGCCGCUGGUCGCUUGGAACGAGCUCAGGCGGCUCGACCUCAGCGAGAACCCCGUGUUCUGCGACUGCGGCGUCAUGUGGCUGGCGGACGUGUUGGCGCCCCGCAACUCGAGCCCCGUCAUUUGCGCCGAGCCGAAGGAGCUGCAAGGCAAGCCGUUGCGGGGCAUGCGCCCGGACGAGCUGGGCUGCGCGUUCUCCGAUCCCAGGAAGCAAGCCCUCCUGGCGACGCUGUGCGCCGCUGGUGUGGCCUUCUUCGUGGGCGCCGUCUUUGUGCUGUACUAUCGGUGCAAGCGCCGGGUGCGGGACGCCUUCAAGGACUACGAGUGGAAGAACCGCACGAUAUCGCGGAAGGAGCACGAGUACCAGAAGACCUUCUCCGAGGACGAGUACGUGGUUAGGGCGGCUCACGCGGCAGCGGCUGCCGGGCACCAUCAUCACCACCAUCACCACCAGCAGCACAACAACAACAGCCACCUGAACAACCACCUGAACAACCCGCACUCGUCGCUCCACUUGCACCAGCAGCAGCAGCAGCAGCAGCAGCAGCACCACAUCACCUCCGGUGUGAAGCCAAUACCGGUGACGGAGCUGUAGCUAGAGCUCCGGGCAGCGAGCCCAAACAGUAGCGGUGUCCACCACGGCGGGGGAGGAGGCGUCUGGUUCCUGCCCCAUGGU
Messenger RNA from Copidosoma floridanum, 2390 nucleotides. RefSeq lists its product as uncharacterized. Lineage: Eukaryota; Metazoa; Arthropoda; Insecta; Hymenoptera; Encyrtidae. Gene Ontology annotation, molecular function: protein binding. The record is from RefSeq and is a predicted model, not a curated record. Gene Ontology annotation, cellular component: plasma membrane.